Messenger RNA from Terrapene triunguis (Three-toed box turtle), 2721 nucleotides. RefSeq names its product CCR4-NOT transcription complex subunit 11 (gene CNOT11). Gene Ontology annotation, cellular component: CCR4-NOT complex. Bases 1 to 1452 code for a protein of 483 amino acids. NCBI's taxonomy places the organism in Eukaryota, Metazoa, Chordata, Testudines, Emydidae. The transcript is spliced from 7 exons. The record is from RefSeq and is a predicted model, not a curated record. Gene Ontology annotation, biological process: mRNA catabolic process; negative regulation of translation.
AUGCCCGGGGGCGGGGGUAGCCCGGCGCCCUGCACUCUGGUGGGAGCGGAGGCGGGGGCCCCCGGCGCCGGGGGGGAAGCGGGCGGCGCGGCGGCCCCGGCGGGCAGGAUGAGCCUGUCGCCCAAGGAGCUCUCCAGCCUGCUGAGCAUCGUGUCGGAGGAGGCGGGCGGCAGCACCUUCGAGGGCCUGUCCAGCGCCUUCCACCACUACUUCGGCAAGGCCGAGCACUUCCGCCUGGGCUCGGUGCUGGUGCUGCUGCUGCAGCAGCCCGACCUGCUGCCCAGCCCCCCGCAGCGCCUCACCGCGCUCUACCUGCUCUGGGAGAUGUACCGCACCGAGCCGCUGGCCGCCAACCCCUUCGCCGCCAUCUUCGCCCACCUGCUCAACCCCGCGCCCGAGCGCGGCGACGAGGCCGAGCGGCCGCCGCUGUCAGGUUUCUUACCUCCCAUAACUCCACCAGAAAAAUUCUUCCUUUCCCAACUGAUGUUGGCUCCUCCUAGAGAACUCUUCAAGAAGACUCCUCGACAGAUUGCCUUAAUGGAUAUAGGAAACAUGGCCCAGUCAGUGGAUAUAAGUGGACUUCAGCUAGCACUAGCAGAGCGUCAGUCUGAGUUGCCAACACAGAGCAAAGCUAGCUUCCCCAGCAUUCUCAGCGAUCCUGACCCAGAUUCCUCAAAUUCUGGUUUUGACAGCUCUGUUGCCUCACAGAUCACUGAAGCUUUAGUGAGUGGACCAAAACCACCUAUAGAAAGUCACUUCCGACCAGAGUUUAUCCGGCCACCACCUCCACUCCAUAUUUGUGAGGAUGAGCUGGCUUGGCUAAACCCAAUAGAGCCAGAUCAUGCAAUUCAGUGGGAUAAGUCAAUGUGUGUUAAAAAUAGCACUGGAGUGGAGAUCAAACGCAUCAUGGCUAAGGCUUUCAAAAGUCCUUUGUCGUCUCCACAGCAAACACAGCUUCUUGGAGAAUUAGAAAAGGACCCCAAGCUUGUUUACCACAUUGGCCUCACUCCUGCCAAACUGCCUGACCUGGUGGAAAAUAAUCCUCUAGUUGCUAUAGAAAUGUUGCUUAAACUAAUGCAGUCCAGUCAGAUAACAGAGUAUUUUUCUGUCCUGGUCAACAUGGACAUGUCUUUACAUUCAAUGGAAGUUGUAAAUCGGCUUACUACAGCAGUUGAUCUCCCUCCUGAAUUUAUUCACCUUUAUAUCUCCAAUUGCAUUUCUACCUGUGAACAGAUUAAGGAUAAAUACAUGCAGAACCGCCUGGUACGUCUCGUUUGUGUCUUUCUCCAAUCUUUGAUCCGGAACAAAAUUAUUAAUGUACAGGACUUGUUUAUAGAAGUGCAGGCUUUUUGUAUUGAGUUCAGUCGGAUACGAGAAGCAGCUGGCCUUUUCAGAUUGCUGAAGACACUGGAUACUGGGGAAAAUCCUUCAGAGGCAAAAGCUUCAAAAUAAGACCCUUCCAAAAUUUGGCGAAACAGCGGUCAGCUGAACGUUCUGUAUCAUUACUUUUUUGUGUAUAAAUUUUAAACUUAAAUCAGUGGAUUGCUUGGUUUAAUACUGUAUAAAUAGCAUUUUAUGCAUAAAGCAAGGCAAUAAAUAUUGCUUUUCUGAUACUAGAAAAAUCUUGAAUUUGUUUUGACUUUUGACACUGGACACCCCAUAUUUUGUCUUGACUAUUCAGCCUGAGGACCAUUAAUCCUUAAUGGAAGAAUCUCCUAAAGUGCAAACAUUGUUUACUUCCAAGGGACUUAAAUUUUACUGGACAAUUAUGUGAUGCUGUUGUCCAAGCAAAAUAAGUUUGGAGAGGGAAAGACAGAGGAUGAGAAUGUUCAGUGACUUGUUUCAAAUCAUGCUCAGCAAGCUUAGAAUUGCUGCUGCCAACUGAAACUGAGGGAAUGUCGUCACUCCAAAUUCCAUCAUGCCAAUUUUUUAAUAAUCUCAUGGUACCUGUAGAGCUUUACAUUAAAAAAAAAAUUACAUUUCUAGGGAAAAUAUAGAUCCAACGUGCUAAUCACUCCCUUUUUAAUCUUUAAAGUGAUCAUGAAGAGGUAGUCCAUCAAGAAUUCUUCUCAAUAUUCUGGGAUGGAUAUGGCUACAACUACACUGCAUGCAUCUUGGAAUAGUUAUUCUAUGUGACCCUUUACGUGAGAAAGGAUAGUCUGACAGCCGAGCUAGCAUUUGUGAAAGACUAUCAUAUCCAUGAAUAUGGGAGCCCAGCAAAAUUUUCAUGACUGGCUCCCUGGGAUAUCCUGAGGGUGACUUGACAGUGGCAUAUAAUCCAAGGAAAGACUGUAGUUCAAGUGUUAUCCAAGUAUCAGCUGCUUCCCUGAAGGAGAGUGCUGCAGUGUUCAGUGCACUUGUAGCAAAAGGCUACAGAAGGAGGUGCUCUUGGUACUGCAGAAUCUGAUCUCUGACACACUUUGAGUCAGGACUGAAGAAGCAGGUUCUAAGAGUUCCAGUGUUAGAGUGUAUGGCAAUGCCACAGACUGGUCCUAUAGGAACCCUAAAAGCCUGUGCUGAGGGAGUUUAACAAUCCCUUAAGAUGUGGGGCUGUACUAGAGGCACAUCCCUGUGGUACUGUGCUCCUUGAUGACUUGCUUGGUGUUGCUUUCAGCAGCUCCUCUGAUCCAGGGGAUUCUCUUCUCUUUUUUAUGGUACUGGGGAAGGUGACUGCUUCCUGUCAACUGAUCUAUCACAGCAUUGCUUAAUUCAGUGGGCAGC